GUGUCCUCAUCUACUGGAAAUGAGGAUGAGAAGAUAAGACUUUGUACGCAUUCCUAUUUUUCUUUUUUCUCUCUGAGAGAGGAAAAUGGGAGAAGAAGCAAAGAAGAAGGAAUGGUCACUGAAAGGAAUGACAGCUCUGGUCACUGGCGGAACCAAAGGAAUAGGCCAUGCUAUAGUAGAAGAACUGGCCCAAUUUGGAGCGUCCGUACAUACGUGUGGUCGUAACAAAACUGAACUUGAUCAGUGCUUGCGUGAAUGGAAAGAAUCAGGUUUCAACGUGACCGGCUCGGUUUGCGAUGUGUCCGUACGUGUGGCACGUGAGAAGCUUAUGGAGGAAGUCUCCUCGCUCUUCCGUGGGACGCUCAACAUCUUUGUAAGCAAUGCUGGGAUAAACAUCGGUGAACGAACAUUAGAGGUUACUGUUGAAGAAUUCUCAAAUCUAAUGGCUACAAACUUUGAAUCUGCGUACCAUUUAAGCCAACUCGCUCACCCUUUGUUAAAAGCAUCAGGACAGGGAAGCAUUGUAUUCAUAUCCUCUGUGGCGAGUUUGGUAGCUGUGGUUGCCGGGAUCAUUUAUUCAGCUACUAAAGGAGCAUUGAAUCAACUUACAAAGAAUUUGGCAUGUGAGUGGGCGAAAGACAACAUUCGGACAAAUAGUGUUGCACCAUACCUUACAAAGACUGCCAUGUUGGAUCCGUUUCUUGCAAACAAGGAAAUGACGGAAGAAGUGAUCUCCAAAGCUCCCCUUGGUCGCAUUGCAGAGCCAAGGGAGGUUUCAUCAUUGGUGGCAUUCCUUUGCAUGCCCGUUGCAUCAUACAUUACUGGACAAGUCAUAGCUACUGAUGGAGGAUACACCAUUAAUGGGUUUUACCCAUCAAAAGACUAACAUGGAACCGCGUUCGAGGCAAAUGAUAAUGGAUAGUGUACAUAUGCUCAUGGGAUUUAUUGUCCUGGUGAGCACUUGGAUAUAUCUGAAGGCUUCGUGAAUGACAUUAAGAUAAAAAUUCCUAACAGUAUGCAUAUACUAUUAACAAUGCCCUUGAAAAUGUGAUGUAAGACAUGACACCAGUGUAUUCCUAGCAUGGUUGGAUUAAAAGAACGAUAUGGCAUGGAGGGAGAGGAUUAGGUGUCGCCCGGACCUCACCGAACACAGUGCCACCCUGAACA
This is a messenger RNA of Magnolia sinica, 1167 nucleotides long. RefSeq names its product tropinone reductase homolog At5g06060-like. Gene Ontology annotation, molecular function: oxidoreductase activity. The record is from RefSeq and is a predicted model, not a curated record. The coding region runs from base 86 to 886 and encodes 266 amino acids. The transcript has 5 exons. Lineage: Eukaryota; Viridiplantae; Streptophyta; Magnoliopsida; Magnoliales; Magnoliaceae.